This is a messenger RNA of Rotaria sp. Silwood1, 642 nucleotides long. NCBI's taxonomy places the organism in Eukaryota, Metazoa, Rotifera, Eurotatoria, Philodinida, Philodinidae. The record is from the annotation of a GenBank genome assembly.
AUGUUUGGAAAUGAAGGAUUGAGUCAAGUGAGGCCGAAUGGUCGAUGCGUUACAAGUUUUUCAACUAAUUUAAAAUAUUUAAAACGUACAACAAGUAAUAAUCAUCAUAAAAAUCGUUUAAAAAAUGAUUUACGUGCAUUUCUUGUUAUAUUAAUUGAAAGUUUUUCUGUUAUAACAAUAUCAUGGGACCCGGUCGGGUCCGGUAAAUCAUGGCAUAUUAAACAAAAUCCAUUACUUUCACCAUCACAACAAAUGGAAUUACAAAUAUCAAAUGAUGCAUCAAUAAAUUAUAAUUAUAGUAUUUAUUCAAGACCUGAAAAUUAUCGACAUUCUGAACUUACAUCAUCAAUACAAAUAAAAAAAUUUAAACAAACAUUAUCAAAAAAACAAAAAAACGUCUUAGAUAAUGAUGAUUCAUUAAAUAUAUCUAAAAAUGAAGAUGAACAAAAUAUUAAUGAUCAAAAUGAAUUAGAAUUAUUUAAUAAAAAUCAAUUAAUUAAUAAAUAUAAAAAACCACAAAUAAUUAAAACAUUUUUUAUUGAUAAAAUACAUUUUUUUGGUUCAAAAAAAAAUAUUCAAAUAAGAAAACAACAAACUAAAUUAAAUACAAUUGAACAAACGAAGAAAAGAAAAAAAAACUAA